AUGGCGCUUCCGUCCGCCCACGACCGCGAGUGUACCGCGGAGAGUGCACCUGUGCUUCCGCCACGCCCGGCGGUGAGCGUUCCUGCUCGUCCUCCCGCUGCUGCGGACCAAAUCCGGCGCCGAUUUGAGGACCAGCGCCGUCCUCCCGGGCCGCGCGUCGCUGAUUCGCCUCCGAGAGUGGCAACCCGCGCGGAGUCCGCUUCUGCGUCGGACUUUGCGCGCGCCCUGGAGAGGCUUCCGGACGUGCUCGCAACUGCUCUCCGUGAGUCGCAGGCGGCGACAGCCUGUCGCUCCGUUCCGCCAGACGCUCCUCGUUCUCUUCCCGCCAUUGUCGAGGUAGCCAACCGUGCGGUGUCCCCGCAGCGCUCUGUCCAGCAGCCGCCUGUUCUCCCGGGUUUUGUUGGCGCUGGCGGAGGCCCAGCAAGGGGUCCGUAUCGUGACCCUCGUCCUCGCCUUGAGGAGGCGGAGUAUUCAUGUUCCACGGCGACCCUGCGUCAGCUGUGGAUACUGUCGGAGUGCCUAGAGGCACUGGCGCGUGUUCUCCGGUCGACUCGUGCGUCGAUGGCGAUAUCCCGCCCGAGCACAUUUGCUGAGAAACCGCAAGCAGCGUGCUUGGGGGCGGCGGAUGAGAUCCUAUCCCUCUUGGCGCCACUGCAGGCAGCGCCCUCCCCGGGUGCAGACGCGGCCAACCUGCUGGCUCGCGCGGCCCUGGAUCUGAGGCACAUUGCAGGGUCGGUUGAAGGCACACCCGGAGAUGCUCUAACCGCCUGCGUGUCAGUGGUCCGCCACUUGUGGCAGACCACGCGCGGAAUGCUCUCGUUUCUGGGGGCGGACCGCAUGUAG
Closterium sp. Naga37s-1 is the source of this 843-nucleotide messenger RNA. The record is from the annotation of a GenBank genome assembly. Lineage: Eukaryota; Viridiplantae; Streptophyta; Zygnematophyceae; Desmidiales; Closteriaceae.